GGUUGAUUUAUGCCUCUUGGUAUGGUAACAUUGAAUGUGUGAGGGCUCUAAUUAGAUAUGAUCCUGAUGUCCUUAAGAGGACUCCCUUGUGUAUGCCCUUGAAGAUCAUCAUAUGGAUAUAGCUGGGGAGUUAAUAGAAGCUGGAGCUGAUCCCUCAGUCACCAUGCAAAGAGGAGAGAUUGUCCAGAAUUACAUCAAAACCAUGGCUAAACUGCAAUGUAAUGAGUCCAAGCUAGAAUCAGAAUCACUGAAAAACAAUGAUGGAUUAAGAAAAUUGGUAUCUGAUUAUAUUGCAUAUAAGAAUGCUAUUCUGUUUUUACUUGAAAAUGGAGCUGAGCUGGACUGGUGUAUGUUUCCCAAAGACAAACAAGACCAGAUAAUUUCUGAUUUAACAUCAUGGACACAAAGUGAUACCACAACAAUUCUGGUUGCUAUGACUCUAACAAGUUGUGCCAAAUGUAGCUUUAUCUUGAAUACGAAAUUGAAUUCAUACAUAAAUGACGAUUUAGAUAAUGAACAUGGCUCUGUUGAACCUAAUAAUAGAACCAUUCAUGGGUCUUACUCUUUUUCGCAUUCACUUCAGAACCAAACUAGGAUAAGCAUACGUAAAUAUUUAAAGGGUGGCUAUCAUGAAAACACAUUUGCUCAGAAAGUUAAGAGUCUGCCCUUACCUGGAAGACUGAAGGAUUAUAUUCAAUUCAAAGAUCUAGCAACAGUGUUGUCAUCAAAUCUGGAUGACCUCGGCAUUAAUUGCUGAACAUGA
Messenger RNA from Owenia fusiformis, 763 nucleotides. The record is from the annotation of a GenBank genome assembly. Lineage: Eukaryota; Metazoa; Annelida; Polychaeta; Sabellida; Oweniidae.